CCGAUCGCCGGUCCGCUGUGUCCCUCGGACACAGCGGAUCAUGGAGAAAGUCGAAGAUGUCGGCUCUGUCAUGUGAUCAGCUGUGUCCAAUCACAGCUGAUCACAUGGGAUAUGUACACUGAUCAUCAGUGCACUGAUGAUCAGUGUGCCCUGAUGAUCAGUGUUGCCCCAGAAGUGCCACUUGUCAGUGCCCAUCAGUGUCAGUGCCACAUCAAUGCCACACAUAAGUGCAUACCAGUGCACAUCAAUGCCACAUAUCAGUGCCCAUCUGAGCUGCCUUUCAAUGUCACCCAUCAGUGCCAGUCAGUGCUACCUAUCAGUGCCACC
This is a messenger RNA of Staurois parvus, 327 nucleotides long. Lineage: Eukaryota; Metazoa; Chordata; Amphibia; Anura; Ranidae. The record is from the annotation of a GenBank genome assembly.